Molecule: messenger RNA, 2856 nt
Organism: Bombyx mori (domestic silkworm)
Lineage: Eukaryota; Metazoa; Arthropoda; Insecta; Lepidoptera; Bombycidae
Exons: 3
Coding region: 278-1591 (437 amino acids)
Source: RefSeq, a predicted model, not a curated record
ACUCCUCAUAAAGCCAACACAUCAAUACGCAACUGUCACCCAGCAUCAUAUUUUAAAUAAGUUCAGCGUGUGACCGUUGCUGUAACUAUAAAAUAUUAUGUUUAAUCUAAAAACUGGAUCUGUAUUUAUGUCGUACAGAAAAAAAGAUAAAUCUUUAUUAAAUUAUCAUAAAGUUUUGUUUGUACGUAGGAAGUUGAUACUUUAUUUAUGUAGGAUCGCUAUUUGAUGUCACAAAGAAAGUUUUAAAAAGUCCAAAACAAAAAUAUUUUUCUAAAAAAUGCAUAUGAAACCGGAAAGAUCUAUCAGUACAUCAUACUACAGUACAAAUUAUCAAUAUACAUACGUCAACAAAGAUGAAGAUCGAGAUAAAAUGCGUGGUAGUCGUAGGGUAGUGAUUUUUUGCUUAUUGACUACGCUGCUACCUACAACGCUGAUAGUGAUCCCUUUAUAUUUAAGAAAUAUUAAAUAUGCUGAUGUUAUGUAUCGCAUAUCAGAUUCUGAUGUAAUACAAAUACACAAAGGACAAUCUUCAGUUUUCUGUGAGAAACACACACUACAAAUGAAUACUUCUUUUAAUGCUUUUCAAAUGAGUGGCAUACCGGAACUUUCAGAGAAAAGAAAGCACAUUCGACUGAAAAAAUCAAUGACUCUGCCAGAUGACACUUUGGAAUACUGGGGUUUUUAUCUGUUAAAAGGCGCCACAGUAGAACUCAAGGCCUGUUCAAGAUAUGAUGGCUCAAAAAUCUUAGUUGUAAAAGGUGACAGAAUACUGAAUACAUGUGGUAUUUUAGACAGACGAAAAUUUAAGAAAGAACCUUCAUUAGCCGAAAAUCAAGGAACUGUACUGGUAACAUUACAAAAUCCUAAUAACAAAAAGGAGAGCGAAAUUUAUGCCAGAAGUACUCACCGUGAAAAGGCCAAGGAUCCGUUGGACGAAGACAUACAAACAAAACCUAAAUUUGAAAAUAUUUACUUGAAAUCACAAUUUACAUCAGGCACAAAUAAAAAGCAGCAAAAAAGAGAUACACGCACCAAAUUGCAUAAUCCUAAUACUAUUCUUGAUACAGGAGUACAUCACGGCGGGAAUGCGUUUAACAGUACUGUCAAGCCAGACAAUAGUGCUGUAUCCAGUUUCGAGAUAAAUUUAUACGAUUGCUACCAAGAUAAUAUAUUGAUGAAUGAGUAUUUUCCCUUUUCAAUUCAGUGUAAUAGUACAAACUAUUUGGAAGAGACUACAAUUUUAAAAGUUAUUCAUGAAGUGUUAGUGGAUGGAUAUUACUAUUACAUGUUUUAUAGUGAUAACGAUAUUGUAUUUAACGACAUUCAUGCAAUUUUUGACAUUUAUAAGCCUACAUUCCAAUAUGUCAAUAACUCUAGUUCCAAAAUGUGCAUCAAUAAAACAAGAUGUGAAUUUGAUAUAGGGUUUUUUAGUGACGAACUUGUUAUUGUAGAAGUGCCAACAAAAGGCGGAUUGCGGAACGAUGAGGACGAUACGUCUGUUCUAAUUUCCGUUUGUCUUCCCAGAAAAUCCGUUUACAUAUUUUUCCCCAUUGCUGUUCUUCUUCUGAUACUACUUUUUGCAUUUUUAUGAUACAUAAUUAAAGCUAUGCUUCAUGUGGCAAUAGUUACAAUGAAUAUUUCAAGAGGUGAUAUUAAUUUAUUGAUAGUAUUAAUAUUCACAUAAUUUUUGAACAUUGUAUUUCUUCUAAAAGUGAAAGCUAAAUAUUAUAAUAAUUUUUUUUUAGAAGACUUUGUUACUUCUAAUAUUUCCCCAUCAGUUAUUUGUGACCAUGUUUUAAGAAUAUAUGAUUGUUGCUCUAUAAUGACUUGUUAAUAAAUAUGAAAUUCCCUACAUACAAUUUUAAUUACUUGAUUAUUGCAUUUUUUCAGAUUGAGAAAAUUUAAUGUAUAAUUAUUUGUUAGAACCACAAUAUGUAACCAAUAUUAUUUAUCUCUGUCAAAAAUAAUUAACAUUUUAAACAAAAUUUAUUCGAAAAAUAUAAAUCAUUUGAAAUAUAAAAUUAUUUUAAAAUCAACAUUUAAAGUUAAAUGCAAAAAUUAAAUGUAAAAAAUUGUUAGGGGUACAGGAUUCAAAAAGGACCUGCUGAAAAAAUCAGUGAUCAUUAGAGGAAAUUUCGAUUUAUUAUUUCCACAUAGAAGUAUCCAAAGUGCGUUUCACAGGCUCAGUGGGUAGAUCUUCUGCAAAACAAAAUUUAUACAAUUCAAUACAGUUUAGACAAUAGAAUCCCAAUUAGGGACAGAGUAUUACAAUUUCCACAUGUCAAUAACAAUACAUUUGGAUAGGCAUUUAAUUUUAUUUAUUAGCAUAUUACAAAAACAGAUACCAUAUUAUGUACAGUUGGAAAAGUUACAAUGUUAUUUCCUCCUAGUACUUUUGUGAUUGAAAUAGCCUCUCCAGAACCCAAUUAGACCUCUGUGCAAGUGGCAAAAAGGCCUAUGUGGAAAGGGGGCCAUCCGGCAAAGCCGGGCUUAUUCCUACCUAUGUAUAUUAAACUUAUAUUGAUACGUCUAUAGUAUAGUGUAUUCAUUAAUUAAAACUAAAACGAAUAUAUCGGUCCAAAUGAAAUAAGUUCCAAUAAAAAUUCGGCAGUGUUAGGUAGUUAGGAGUCUUGUCCUAAUACACACACCUUAUAAAUAUCGCAAUAGAACGCAGGACACAGAAUAUAAAUCGGAAAAAUGUAGGCGCCUUAGAUGAGGUUGGCCACAUCACUGGGCAUUUCAACGAUACUAGUGUGGUAGAAGUCCUCAAUAUCCUUCAGUGCUCUCCUGUCAGCUUCAGUCACAAAGUUGAUAGCAAUUCCCUUACGACCAAAACGUCCACCUCGUCCAAUCCUG